Salmo salar (Atlantic salmon) is the source of this 1355-nucleotide messenger RNA. The record is from RefSeq and is a predicted model, not a curated record. Lineage: Eukaryota; Metazoa; Chordata; Actinopteri; Salmoniformes; Salmonidae.
UAUUGAAGAUGACUGACCUUUCAUCAAUCAAAGGGAAGAAGAGGGGACCUACAACCGUGAUCACAGAGGCCUGUCCAAAGUCUCCCAAGGUCAGCUUCCUCACUCCUUCUCUACUGCUCAUGGAGGUCCCUUCAGACACCAACACCAGUCUGCCAGUGUGGGACGCCAUGCACUCCCAACAGGUGGACGUCGUCUGGACUGUGACACCAUACAGUAUCAAUGUCCGCUUCACUCCUCUCCCGUCCAAGUCAAGGCAGACUACUAGUGCCAGCAAUACUCCUAUCUGCUCUCCUGGCAAAAGCAGCAGCACCACCAGGAUCAUCCAGUCGUCGUCAGGCCCAUCCUCGGCCCUAAGCCAGAGCCAAAUGAUCAUCCAACCUCUACCACAAAUCACCCCCAGUGUGCUCCUCACCUUUCCUCAAAGCACCCUCAUUCCUCAACCUGGAGCAGUCACCAUCUCACCUCACAAGCCCCAAAACAUGACACCGGGCCCAGUCAAAACCACCUCUCUCAUCCUCCCCCUGCCUGUCAUCAUCACCCAGCCACAGCCUGUCCACCAGCCUACCACCCCAGCCCAAACACAAGCCCAAGCCGCUAGCACUAAUCAGCCCCCUGGUCCAUCCAAGACGGCAGCCAGUCUGACCUUCCACACAAACACCUCCGGCGACGUCCAGAUCUGCGACCACUUUCUCACUUACUUCUGCAGGAUGGGGAGCAACUGCAAGCAGCACCACACGCCAUACCCCUUCCACUGGCAGCUGUGGUGCGUCAACAGUCACCAGUGGGUAGACUUCACCCCGCGCACCCAGGUUAAUCUAGAGAAGGCCUACUGCAAUGUCAACCGGGAGGAGAUUGGAGUCAAGGAAGGUACGGAUAUGUUCACCCUGCACUUUGACACCAUGACGUUGAAGGACGGGGAGAAAUACGACCGGGUCAGAAGACUCCAGAACACCACAGACCCAAACAAGAACCCUCACCUCUAUACUAGUUGGUGCUUCUUCUGGUGGAAUAACCUCAGCUGGACAAAGUACCAUCCGACUCAGACCCUUCUACCGCUCUCUUAAGUCUCUGAGAGCACAUUUGAGGACAGGUAUACUGCUGGAUGGUCUGGCCAGCACAUCCACCGAGCCUUCCCCGGCCAACUUCAGUGUAGACCCCCUGGGGGAGUUCAGCACCUGGUACCCCCCAGUGUGGACCCCUAGCUCCGCCCCAGACCAGGACUACAGCAUGGUGGAUGUACCUGCCAACACCCAGGCCUUCCAGAAGGUCCACUGCCUGUUCCACAAGACCCUGUCAGAGACCCGGGUGGAGAUAGUCAGCCUCCACCAGAUCCAGAAUGUUCUCCACUGGGACAA